UCACAGCAUGCGGAUCAGCUGAGCAACGCCUUACCAGGGAGGAGACAAAGAAACUUAUCCUUGCUUGCGAUAAUGGCGAUGGCCUCCUCACCAAGCAAGAAAUAAAGAAAGCUUUUGAAAGUCUCCGGGCCUUCUGGCCUAGCUAUAUAGGGCAUGGAGGAGAAUCGCAGCAGCAGACUACGACGGUGAUGGACAGUUGUUUUUCUCUGCUGUGCACGGAGAAUAUACUUGCUACUAAUAUUCAUGAGACUGUUUCAGAAUCGGAGACCUUCGCUGUUCCUGGGUUACCGGACAGGUUUGAAUUGACGAAAGUGCAGCUUCCCAAUGGAAUCAAAAUGCUGAAGGUUUCCGAUACUCUUCGCUUAGUAAUAAGAGAGGCUGAGGUAGCGGCGUAUGGAGUAGUGGUUAAUACAUUUGAGGAACUGGAACCGGUGUAUGCGGAAGAAUUCCGACAGAAAAGAGGAGGGAAAGUCUGGUGCGUCGGUCCGGUGUCGCUCUGCAACAAGGAGGAUUUGGAUAGGAUGGAGAGAGGAAACAGGGCCUCGAUUGAUGAAACCCAAUUCCUGCAUUGGCUCGAUUCCAUGAAACCCAGAUCGGUAAGUUAUGUCUGUCUAGGGAGCCAAAGCCGCCUAUCACCGCUGCAGAUGAUCGAGCUAGGGUUAGGUUUAGAAGCAUCGAACCACCCUUUCAUCUGGGUCAUCCGAAAGGAGAAGGAAAUGGAAGAAUUUGAGAAAUGUGUCAGAGAUCAAAAUUUCGAAGACAGGGUAAAAGGGAGAGGAAUUCUGAUCCGCGGUUGGGCACCGCAAGUUCUGAUCCUAUCUCAUCCCGCGAUCGGAGGGUUCUUAACUCAUUGUGGAUGGAACUCAACUCUAGAAGCGGUGACCGCCGGGAUUCCGAUGAUAACCUGGCCAAUGUUCGCCGAGCAGUUCUACAACGAGAGGUUCAUCGUUCAAGUAGCGAAGAUCGGUGUGAGUCUGGGUUCCAAGGUUCCUAUAAGUUGGGGGGAACCGGAGAAGGCUGGCAUUGCCGUGAAGAGGGAAGAAGUGAGUAGGGCCGUAGUGCAACUGAUGGCCGGCGGCGAGGAUGGAGAAGGUAGGAGAAAGAGGGCGAGAGAGCUCGGACAAAUGGCGAACAAAGCAAUCGAAGAAGGGGGGUCUUCGUAUCUCAAUUUGACAUUGUUAAUUCAAGACAUUUUGGGGCAAGUUUCUUCAAGAAAUUAAUGAAUAAUUCUGAAUAGAUUUGUUUUCUUUGG
Molecule: messenger RNA, 1252 nt
Organism: Rubroshorea leprosula
Lineage: Eukaryota; Viridiplantae; Streptophyta; Magnoliopsida; Malvales; Dipterocarpaceae
Source: the annotation of a GenBank genome assembly